GCAGUCGGGCGGCGCGGGCUCCAGUAGGAUGCGCAACAGAAAAGCCCCCUCAGAACUCUCUCGCGGCACCUCGUCAGACAACGAGGACGAUGAGCACAACAACGAUGCUCAGAACCCUCGUAACCGCAGCUAUGCGGAGAAGGUCCUUGAGUCCGAACAGGCCAACGUCGCGAUGGUCGCAGUGCUGACAACGGUCGCGUUCGCGCUCCGUUUCUUCAAAAUCAACCAUCCCGACCAAGUGGUGUUCGACGAGGUACAUUUCGGAAAGUUCGCGUCCUACUACAUCCAGCGACAAUACUACUUCGACGUGCACCCUCCUCUCGCGAAACUCCUCUUUGGUCUUGCUGGCUGGUUCGUGGGCUAUGACGGCUCCUUCGGUUUCGAGAACAUCGGAGACAGCUACACUGAGGCUCAUGUUCCCUACGUCGGUCUACGCGCUCUCCCUGCAAUCCUUGGCAGUCUCACUGUUCCCAUCGUCUACGGCAUCAUGAAAGAGUGCGGGUUCUCGACCAUUGUUGCAACUUUCUCUGCCUGUAUUGUCCUCUUCGAUAACGCGCAUAUUGCCCAGGACCGCCUCAUCCUUUUGGACGCGACACUGAUCUUCUUCAUGACUAUGACCAUGUACUGCUAUAUUCGCUUCAAGAAGCUCCGUUACCGCGACUUCUCGUUCGAUUGGUGGAUGUGGCUUCUUGCUUGCGGCACCUUCAUGGCCUUCACGUGGGCUUCCAAAGUGAACGGUAUCCUGACCGUGUUUGCUAUCGGCCUUGCAGUCAUUAUCGACCUGUGGGAUAUCCUCGACAUCAAGAAGGGUCACAGUUUGGAGUACUUCUGGAAACAGUUUGCUGCACGGGCUAUCGCCUUCAUUGUGCUUCCGCUGUUCCUCUACCUUUCCAUCUUCUGGAUCCAUCUCGCCCUUCUCACGAACUCCGGUCCCGGCGACACCUUCAUGAGCCCCGCGUUCCAAGAGACGCUGCGCGGCAACGAGCUCCUGCUUAACAGCCACGAGAUCCGCUACUACGACACCGUUACGAUCAGGCACAAGGAUACCCGCGUGUUCCUCCAUUCGCACCCUGACAAGUACCCUCUCAAGUACGACGAUGGUCGUGUCAGUAGCCAGGGUCAGCAGGUCACCGGUUACGGUCAUGACGAUACCAACAACAACUGGCAAAUUAUUCCGACCAAGGCUCUCCCCGAGACCGGUCGUGGACGUGUCGUUCGGGACGACGACGUGUUCCAGCUCCUCCACAUCAACACGCAGACACUCCUGCUCACGCACGAUGUCGCGUCGCCUCUCAUGCCGACGAACGAAGAAUUCACAACGUGGCCCCAAGACGACCUCUCGCGUUACAAUGACACGCUCUUCCAGCUGCGUCUUGUAGACGGAGAGGAGGGUGAAGCCUGGAAGUCCAAGUCCGGACACUUCCGCUUGAUCCACGUUCCGACGAAGGUUGCGAUGUGGACGCACCCCAAGCAGCUCCCUGACUGGGCGUACAAGCAGCAGGAGAUCAACGGGAACAAGAACAUCAACGACAAGACCGCCAUUUGGUUUGUCGACUCGAUCGUCGCCGAUGAGACCGGAGACGACAUCAAGGACCGUGUGGGCGACGCUCCUCCCAAGGAGCCCAAAUCCCUGAACUUCUUCAAGAAGUUCAUCGAGCUGCAAAUCCUCAUGUUGCAGCACAACGCUGGUCUUACCGCGUCGCACCCUUACGCCAGCGGCCCCAUCAACUGGCCUUUCCUUAUUAGCGGUAUCAGCUUCUGGACGCAGACCGAGGGUCAGAAGCAAAUCUACUUCAUUGGUAACAUCGUCGGCUGGUGGGCGUGUGUCAUCGGUAUCUCGCUCUACACGGGAAUCAUGCUCGCGGACUUGAUCGCGCGCCGUCGUGACAUCGAGCCUUUAACGGAACCCGUCCGCCAUCGUCUCCUGAACUCGACCGGCUUCUUCCUCCUCUUCUGGGGCGUGCACUACUUCCCAUUCUUCCUGAUGAGCCGCCAGCUAUUCGUUCACCACUACUUGCCAUCCCAUGUCGCGUCCGCGCUCGUUGCAGGCUCCGUGCUCUCGUUCGCACUGUCGGAGUCUGUCAACUACCCCGUAUCAGUAUGGGGACCGCGCCUUCGUACGCCGAAAGUGGCUACGUAUGCGGACCUCGGCUCGCGGGGCCCGAUCGCUGUUGGCGCGUUCGCGCUUGUCCUAUUCAUCUCGUUUGUGUACAUCGCGCCGCUCACGUACGGUACUCCCGGACUGGAUGGACACUCCGUCAACGCGCGCAGACUCCUCUCGAGCUGGACGCUGCACUUCGCAGCGAAGGCGACGGACGGCGCAUAGGUACGCCGGGGGCUGCAGAAGCCUAUGCGAUGUGGGCUUGGCUGUGGGUACGUGCUCCCACUCGGGUGCGGAGUCGGCGCUGGCAGCUGUUGACGAACGAAACUAGUAGCUUCUUCGACUCUAUAUAUUCUGGAACUCAGCUCUGUGUAACUGAUAAUGGAUUGGCAUCGCAACG
This is a messenger RNA of Trametes versicolor FP-101664 SS1, 2501 nucleotides long. Its product is annotated as glycosyltransferase family 39 protein. Gene Ontology annotation, molecular function: dolichyl-phosphate-mannose-protein mannosyltransferase activity. The coding region runs from base 29 to 2326 and encodes 765 amino acids. Lineage: Eukaryota; Fungi; Basidiomycota; Agaricomycetes; Polyporales; Polyporaceae. Gene Ontology annotation, cellular component: membrane; endoplasmic reticulum. The record is from RefSeq and is a predicted model, not a curated record. Gene Ontology annotation, biological process: protein O-linked glycosylation via mannose. The transcript has 10 exons.